Messenger RNA from Nymphalis io (European peacock), 774 nucleotides. RefSeq lists its product as uncharacterized. The transcript is spliced from 7 exons. Lineage: Eukaryota; Metazoa; Arthropoda; Insecta; Lepidoptera; Nymphalidae. Bases 1 to 774 code for a protein of 257 amino acids. The record is from RefSeq and is a predicted model, not a curated record.
AUGUCUGGAAUUGAUCCUCGAUAUUUGGCGACAUAUACAGAUAACAGCGCUGGAUACAUUGCUACAGUCUACCAGAAGCCAGAAGAUUCUCUAAAAUCUACAACACUCGAACCACGUUUAGUUGAAAAUCAACAACCACAGAAAAAGUGUAAAGAUGUUACAAAGAACUCAUUACAUUUGACCCAGAGCUGUAAAGACAAAGUUUCUGUUUUCACCCCUCGGUACCUCAAGGCUGAAGUUUCAAAGGCUGUGGACAGGAUGUGUAGAAUAAAACAUACUUCUAUUUCUAAAAUAGAGCCUUCGAAGAAACAAACGGAAAUUGAUUUAUUGAAGAACGAGGUACAGUAUCAAGUUAAAACUCGAGGGGAGAAACUUAAAGAACUAUAUAAAACUGGCACACGCGUAUAUUCUGGAUCUGUUGAGAACAUCCUGAAAUGGCAUAAGUCGCUGCAGGACAUUGGCAUCAUGGUUCUUUAUGAGAUUGUCGGUAAAUGUGUCAGCGUAAGAGCCGGGGAAUCUUGCGCUAAGAACUUGGUCGUGAGAGAUGAUAAUGGACCAGCCAUUCAAGUAGUCUACUAUGAAAUAGACUUUUUGUUGCCGGAAUUGAAAAUACCUUGUAUGAUAAGGGUAAUAGGACGUAUUAUGCCGGGAACAAGUAGAUUGCAAGCGUUCAAUGUGCGACCCGCGACAGGAGAUGACGUCGCCUCAUUGCCACGUCGCGCUGCUGUCGCUUCUCAUCACAUCACGAAGCUUUGCAAAGAAUAUUUCAAUUAA